Molecule: messenger RNA, 4530 nt
Organism: Mizuhopecten yessoensis (Yesso scallop)
Lineage: Eukaryota; Metazoa; Mollusca; Bivalvia; Pectinida; Pectinidae
Product: WD repeat-containing protein 11-like
Exons: 29
Coding region: 92-3922 (1276 amino acids)
Cellular component (GO): cytoplasm
Molecular function (GO): protein binding
Source: RefSeq, a predicted model, not a curated record
AAAAGUUAGACGACAGGUAGAAAAAUGAAGCCAUGAUGGUGUUUGUUUAUGUUUAUGUUCAUGAAGCUGUAUCCACCACAAUUGUGACACGAUGAAGCUGGCUCCUAAGAUAGUAACAGGUGCAUUGCAUUCACAAAACAAGGGUGCAUGUGACUGGGGAUGGCAGGGAUUGCUGGCCUAUGGUUGUCAUAGUUUUGUUGUAAUUGUUGAUCCAAAAAAUGUCCAGGUUAUACAAGUCCUAUACAAGCACAAGUCCAACGUAGUUAAGGUGAAAUGGGCACGAGAGAACUAUAAUCAUGAUCAAGGUAGUCCCUACAACCUUCGUCUCGCAUCUGCGGACGCUAGCGGUGUCAUUGUUACAUGGGAUGUCAUUCCAGGGCAGUCUAAAGCCGAGUUCUCUGAUGGUCAAAGACCAAUACAAGAUCUAGAAUGGCUCUCCAAUCAGGAUGCAUCACAUGACCUUCUAGUCGCGCUACAUCCCCCGUACUCGCUGAUAUUGUGGAACGCUGACACCGGGACCAAGCUAUGGAAGAAGUCCUACACAGAACCUCUUUUGUCGUUCUCAUUUGACCCGUUUAACAUAAAAAAUGUCGCAUUCCUCGGCCAAGACUGUAUCGUAUUUGUGGACGACUUCUCCAUAACCAAGACACCUUCCAGUAAUGGCAAGAAAUUCUACAUCUCUAGUCCCUCAAGUCAAGCUUCCAACUUGAAGACAGAAGGUUCUACGAGUAGUUUGGACAAGAAAUCAACGUCUCGAAACCUAGCCAAACGGAUGAGCAAAAUGUUGGUGGGGGAGGGGCCAAGUAAAAAGUCUGGAGGAGACGAAGAAUCUGUGACCUUGAAUGAGUGUCUCCAGCUGGAGUUCCAUCGGGCGUGUCGGCACCACCUGAUCCUGGUGUACCCCCGCGAGAUCCUCCUCCUGGACCUCGAGAUCAAUCAGACAGUCGGAAUCAUCACUAUGGAGAGAACAGGUUCGCCUUUUGUACAGGUAUUGCCUCUCAGACAGCGUGACGUGAUGCUGUGUUUACAUGAGAAUGGCAGCAUUACCACCCGAGUGAGGAGGAGAACCAAUGUCAUCACUACACCUGCGUCAGAGGGAGUCGGUGCCUUCGGUAAAAAAAAUGACUCACCACCCCAUGUGUCUAUGGACGUGGCGUACGACAUGCGUUGUCAGUCUGACAGUCUGCGUGUGACACGACACAGCAAGGUUGUCGGCAUUGCCUGCUGCCCAGUGUUCGAGCGGUCAGUCGUCCUGAUAAUGACGGACAGUCGUGUGAUCUUCUGGGAAAUGCUGAUGAUGGAGCCAGUGGUUGGAGUCGGCCGACGCAGUCACUCCCCACUCCACACCCCUGGAUCUUCCAUACCAGAAGACAUUUCCAAACUCAGCUCCAUAGAGAAACUGCCAGUCAUUACCGGUGUCACACCUCCAAAGCUGUCCCUCUGUGAUAUGAUUGGUCAGUCACAGGUCAUGACCCCAGAUAAUCAGGCCAUCAAUAGGGGAAAAGGGGUGGCCCUGAAAUUUGUGAUGACUGGAUUAAUGAGUGGGGUGUCAACCCCUAUAACGGUGAUCAAGAUGUGCCCGCCCCUGACAACAAAGAACUGGAGUGUGUACCAGCCACUUCUAGCUAUGGGCAGUAACAACGGGACCAUACAGAUACUCCACGUGUCUAGUGGACAGAUAGAGCGAGAGUACAGCGUGCACGCCGGACCAGUCAGAGGCAUUGAGUGGUCAAGUCUGAAGAGUUUUAUUUCCUACUCCUACCCAAACCCUGGACAGAGUGGACUGGUCAAGAAUGAACUGUUCCUGGUGGACGUUUCAUCUGGUAAGAUAACAACACUGCGAGGUAACCAUGACCAGGAACCACCUAUAGACAUUCUCAGAAUCUCCUACCUCAAGCAGUAUUUUGUCAUCUGUUUCAAAGAGAAGCCCCUGGAGCUGUGGGAUCUCCGCAGUCUGACCAUGUUACGUGAGAUGGGGAAGAGCAUCCCGCGGCCCACCGCCCUCGAGUGGUCGCCCUCUCACACUCUCAAGAUACUUAAACGUAAACUGCUGACUCAGGAUUUGGCUGAUUCUGAACAGGAAAGUGGUGGAAUAUUCUCGUCCAAGUCCUCAGAUGUUAUGUCAACGUCCAAAAGCUCCUCCACACAGGAGAUCUCUGACAAUACUGACCCUAUUGGGGUACAGAAGGUCACCUUAAAAGAACACUUUGUGUUUACGGACGGGGAGGGAAAUGUUUACCAUUUUGUGGUUGAGGGCACAAGCUUCAUCGAUGCCACCAAAAUCCCUGCUGAGUCGGGGCUGGGAAGUAUAUCAUGUAUCGCCUGGAAGGGUGAAUGUAUCACAUUUGGAGACGGUGAUGGGCAGCUAUGUAUCUGGGACCUGAAGGGACGCACUUCCAGGACGUUACCAACUCACCGAGGCUGGAUAAAGAAGAUCAGGUUCGCACCAGGAAGAGGAAACAUCAAGUUUCUGAUCAUGUACAACGACGGAGUGGAUAUCUGGGAUAUGAAGGGCUCUAAGCCUGAACUGACUGGGUCAGCCAAAAGUCCGAGAGAGAUAGCCAAACUGGCGGAUGCUGAGUGGUGUGGAAGUGACCGUGUAGCUCUGGCCACAACAAACGGAUGUGUCUAUGUGACGGACCUCACUCUCAAAAACCUCUCCAGUCCAGUGGAAGACUGGGACCUACCAGGACAGAUCUGGUGUCCGUACAUGUUGUCUAACAAGGGAUCCCUGUUACUGAAGUAUGUCCUACAACACCAGCCGUGGAACACUGACUUCUCCCUCCAACUCGAGGGCAUGAUGGAGGACGACGUGGACGUGCAGACGGCCAUCAACAAACACCUUAACCUCCUAGACAGUGGAGUAACAGAAUACAUUGGUAACUGCCGGUUUGGUACUGCUGAGCGCUGUCUCCUGGUGGCCAGACUGUUCGGAGAUGAAUCUGAUUUGCUGUUCUGGACAGUGGCCCUGCAUUAUCUCAAGUUAGAAAAACUACAGCCAGCCAUGAGGGGGUUAAAUGGCGGUCGGGAGCAGGGUCGUGAUCGGUACGUUCCCGCGACCAAGGAGGCCAACGACCUGGUUGUCCUGGACAACCCGGAGGAGGUGGCCCAGCGACACCUGGUGGAGCAGCUGUUCCAGGACCCGCCCCUAGAGAGAUACUUUGACACAAUCUGUAGUAACACCUCGUUCCAGAAGUACCAGUUAGAUCGGGUAGCCCUCCAUGACAGCAAGCGUGCAACUUACGAUCACACAAAGAAAUGUGCUGAGAACUAUGGGAUGCUUGGUCAGACCGACCGAGCUGUCCAGUUACUGUUAGAGACGGAGCCCGACAGUGACCAGUAUUACACUGACUGUCUAAGAGCCUGCCUUGUAGCCAGUAUAAGGUCCUCUGGGGCGUCACAGAGCACCAUUAAACUGGUAGCUACCAACCUUAUAGCUAAUGGCAAACUGACAGAGGGAGUUCAGCUCUUAUGUCUGAUAGACAAGGGGAUGGAUGCCUGUCGCUACCUACAAACAUAUGGUGCAUGGGACCAGGCAGUAUGGCUUGCUAAGGCCACACUGGGUUACACAGACUGCUGUGAGGUACUGAAGCGAUGGGUGGAUCACCUCUGCAGCACACAAGUCAAUCAGAAGAGUAAGGCACUUCUAGUGAUGCUGUCUCUCGGACACUUUCCUAAGGUCCUGGAGAUGUUGUACGGUAUGCGACAGUUUAACAGGGCAGCAUGCUUCGCCGAGGCCUGUAUGGAGUUUGGUCUGUUGGAUAUGACACCUGACACCAAAUCAUUGGUGGAAGCCAUUUUCCUGGAAUAUGCUCGGCAACUCAUCAACCUAGGUCACAGGAAGGCUUCAGAACACUACUGUCGUCACGCUGGUGACAAAGGGACACAACUCAUGAAGGAGGUCGACAUUCUCUUCUCCUGACAUUUAACACUACCGCCAGCUUAGUGUUAUUAUCAAGGGAACACAACUCAUAAAGGAAGUCAACAUCUCUCCUGACACGAUAUUUGACAUUACAGUCAGUUAUGUUGUCACCAAGGGGAGACAACUCAUGGAAGAAGACAUCCUCUUUCUGGCAUGACACUGCCCUGACCAUUGUUGCUGUCAAAUGGACACUACUGAUAAAGGAGUUGGACAUUGUUCUCUUGACAGGACACUACUGCCAUCAUUUUUUAUCGAAGGACCACUGGACCAGAAACCCUCUUCUAUUGACUUGAUAUUUCUACUGGAAAGACAUGUUUCCAUGGUUUAUACCAUUCCUGAAUGCUUUCGAAGCAAGUCGUGCUUUUAAAUGUGUUAAAAUUUCAGUGUUUCAAACAGCUCUUGCUGUAUCGUGUAGACACACUGUGUUCUCUCUAGUAUAACUGUUUUAUCAGUAAUAUUUAUUGACUAAGUCUGUGUGCUAUCAGAUAAAAGUGUUUGCUGUCCGUCUGAACUGUUUUUGUCUCGCCACUACGAAGUAGCGGAAGCGAGACUACGGUGCUUUUCCAGCUUUUAGUUUCACUGAAAGUAUUAGUGCUAGACCAACCAAA